Messenger RNA from Mauremys mutica (yellowpond turtle), 2546 nucleotides. It is a transcript of the gene CYGB, whose product is annotated as cytoglobin. NCBI's taxonomy places the organism in Eukaryota, Metazoa, Chordata, Testudines, Geoemydidae. Gene Ontology annotation, molecular function: heme binding; iron ion binding; oxygen binding. Gene Ontology annotation, biological process: oxygen transport. The transcript is spliced from 3 exons. The record is from RefSeq and is a predicted model, not a curated record. The coding region runs from base 435 to 974 and encodes 179 amino acids.
GUGAGCUCACGUUCACACAUUGGUAAAGAGGCUGGUCUUGCAAUGCCUUUGAAUAUUUUACUUUUAGUCAGUUUCCCAUCAGAGUCAGAGUCAUACAUGCAUACACUGAGCUGAAGCAAACUACAGCAAUGGACAGCACUAGAAGAUUUGAAAUCUAAUCACAUGCAUUAUAUCUCUUGGAUAUAUUUUUAAUCACACACACACACACUCUCUCUCUCACACACUCACACACACACAUAUAUAGACACACUUAUACAUAUAUAUAUAUAUAUAUAUAUAUAUAUAUAUAUAUAUAGACGCAGAUAUAGACAGAGAUAAUAUCAUCCACACCACGACCAAACAAACACCUUUUUCUUUUCUCAGAGGAUACACAUACACACACAUCUCUCUUUAUCUCCUCCUGGCUUCCUGGAGGAUUGUGCCGGCUGUUUUUCAUGGAGAAAGUCCAGGGAGAAAUGGAGAUUGAGAGAUGGGAAAGGAGCGAAGAGCUGUCAGAUGCCGAGAAAAAGGUGAUUCAAGAGACCUGGAGCAGAGUGUACACGAACUGCGAGGAUGUUGGGGUCUCCAUACUGAUCAGGUUUUUUGUCAAAUUCCCAUCUGCCAAGCAGUACUUCAGUCAGUUCAAGCACAUGGAGGACCCCCUGGAGAUGGAGAGGACCCCACAGCUGCGCAAGCACGCCCGGCGGGUCAUGGGUGCUGUUAACACCGUAGUGGAGAACAUCAACGACUCCGAAAAGGUCUCAUCUGUUCUGGCCCUGGUGGGCAAGGCCCAUGCCCUCAAGCACAAAGUGGAGCCCGUCUACUUCAAGUUCUUCACCGGCGUCAUGCUGGAGGUCAUCGCCGAAGAAUAUGCCAACGACUUCACCCCAGAGGUGCAGAGAGCCUGGACCAAGGUGAAGAGCCUCAUCUACACCCACGUGACUGCCACGUACAAGGAGGUGGGCUGGGUGCAGUAUCCGAACUCCACCAUGUGAGCGGACACAGGGGCAGGGGAGGGGCGGGGAGGGACGGGCAUCAAGACUUCACUAUGGUCUCCCCUCCAGAGCCUCACUGAGCUCAGCAGCCUGGUAGGGUUAGCUCUGUGACAGCAGAGUACAAAUUUUAUCUCCCUGUGGCAAAAAAAGAGGGUGAGGAGUUGCAGGGGGUGGGAAUGGGGAAUCAUUUCGCUUGGUGGCCCCGUCUUGUUCCAGAGGCCAGUAAAUUAAUCGACCUCCCCAAACACAGAGCCUGGCUUUGAUUUGAUCCCUGAGAACUGCAUUGGCUCAAAUACUGCAGUGAGCCAGAGACAUACAGCCCGAAUUUGCUGAAGAAUUAAAAGCCCAUCUUAAUCCCCUACAGUCUGCAGUGCCCCCAGCCAUCAUGGGCUCCAUACGCGUGGGGUUUGUGAUUUAUCAGGGUCAUGUCCUGCUCUCCUGUCUGGUUUGCAAAGGAAACACGUAACUGUUGCAUUUUUAAAAGAAAAAGAACCCAGCUGGUAAGAAUCCAGCCCGGAAUUAGUGUGGGAUGCAGAGAACCUCCCACUAAACUAUAAAUCCCUGGUACAGGAGCAGCCCAACCAGUCGCCCAUCCUCACCCCAUCCUGAGGCAGGAGUAUUUCACUGGCACAGAAACCCUUCUCCAUGGCCGUCUGUUGCCUGUAGUCCUGGAGGCUCGGCCCACCUGCAAGGCGUGCUGCUGCAUUUUCAGAAGCAGUUCCGGCACCACAGAGCAUGUCAUGCGAUGCCAUUUAUAGGGCUUGUAGCACGGCCUUGUGGGUAGAGAGUACAACUCCUGCGGCAAGGGGGAGGGGAGGAGAUUAGCCCAGGAUCUGGGCCCUGCACUCAGAGAAGUGGCAGCUGCAAGACAAUGGGCAGUAGGCUGCAGAUUGCUGCUGGCCAGGGAAAUGCAGGCUCCAGAGAAAAGGAAAGGCACUGGGGAACCAGGCUGUCUCCCUUUAACUCCCUCAGUCACGUCACAGGACAGGUGGGAAGCCGGGACAGGCAUCUGAAUUGACUCAGCCUGCAGGUGCUCCUCACAGCGGCCAUGGCCCAGGGAGCUCGCAAUUAGGGUGUGUGUGUCUGCAGGAAGAAUGGGAGGUUUAGUGCACCCAAGCCCCGGCUACUCUUAGCACCCUCUGACUGGAAGAGGAGGAAUUAUGCAAUGAGCAGGAAAGGGGUGGAAAGAAGAACUGAACAUAUUAAGGGUCAGUUCCUGAGUGUGAUGAAAAGUCUCUACUCACUGGAAAAAAAGCUUUGCUUCUUAGAGCACACGUUUGCCCUCAGAGUGAACCUGGGUUCCUCCAUAUAAAGUGCCUGAUAAAAAUCACUGCAUGUAAGUCACUGAUUCCGUCCCCGUCAGUAUCAUGAGCACCUGAUAAAUCCCCAUGUUCAUUUAUAACAAAUGACUCUCGCCAGCAUCCCCCUCUGGGAGAGAUGCACAGUUGAGCACAGCGGUUCUCAAACUUUAGCAGCCUGAGGACCCCCAUUUUGAUUUUAAAAUUUUCAUGGACCCUCAAGCUCCCCGCUCAGCCCUAGGCCCUGCCCCCACUCCACCCCUUCCCCCAAGAC